Messenger RNA from Musa acuminata AAA Group (dessert banana), 2350 nucleotides. Its product is annotated as protein LNK2. The transcript has 7 exons. Gene Ontology annotation, biological process: regulation of DNA-templated transcription; circadian rhythm. The record is from RefSeq and is a predicted model, not a curated record. Bases 153 to 2051 code for a protein of 632 amino acids. NCBI's taxonomy places the organism in Eukaryota, Viridiplantae, Streptophyta, Magnoliopsida, Zingiberales, Musaceae.
CUCCCCAAAACACUACGCUUCGACCAACAGAGCAAGCCGCCUUCCGGUGUCUCCUCUCGUUUUCUCCGCCGCUAAUUCCAGUCGGAUUCGUCGGCAACCGAUCGGAAGAUCAAUAAUCAGCUUCGUCUACUUGCUGCUCUUGUGCUUUCGAGAUGCUUGAUUCGAGCGGCAAACAAGAGCAGGUAGACCAUGAAUUCUCAGGUGAAGUCAGUAAUAAUGAAGACCAUCCACUUUGCCUCACGGAUGUGCAAGAAAACACUUUGUUUGCCUUUAAAGAUGACAGAAUGAAAGGCAAGAACGAAGGCCUUGCUGGUGAUGUGACUUCCAGGCCAAUAUCUGGAUCUGAGAAUGAUUUUACUUGUCAUUAUAUGGAAAACAAGUCCAUUUCUGGUAGAGAUGAGGCAAUUUCCACUUCAAAUCUUGACCUGGAUGUAUUGCCUGAUUUCCCUACACUUUAUGCAUCAUAUAGCAGAGGGCAAAUUGAUGCCAGUGAUCAGGACUCUCUGCAGACGGAGUUGAUAAAUGAUUUUACAGAUUCAUCAAACCUAAAUGCUGUGAGAGAUUGUACAAUGGAAUUUCUUCCUUCUGAUGCUAUAUCUAAUGAAGAUUCAUUCAUGGUGCAUAAAUCAUAUAGUUUCUCGACCAGAAGCACAGUGCAGCUAGAUACUAAACCAAAAAUAUCUGCUAAUGAGCGUGAUGAUAAAGCAAGUGAUAGCCUUCUAGACUGUGAUUGGGAUAGUAUUGAAGAUUUUGAUCUUGAUGCAGUUUUCAGCAGAAGUGACUCAAUCGAUCACUUUUUUGGAGAUGACAUGAUGGAUGUUAGUGAUGGAUUAUUUUCACCAUCUGAUCCUCUAAUCAGUGGCAUCACUGAGUUUGUUCCAGUGCCCGACGCAGCAUUAUGCAAGGAGGAACUUUCUGAUAAAGAAUUUUCUUCCCUUCGGUUAGAUGAAGGAUGUGAUGCUAAAGGAAAUGUCUCACAGAGAAGUCAGGUAGAUGAGCAUGAAAGUUUGUUGACGUAUUGGGAAAAGGAAGAGGAAAAGAGCAAGAAAAUAAUGUCCCAAGAGUUGACAGGUCCCUGGUCUUAUGACAUUAAAAACCAACAAAGUCCAAGUCAUCAAUUCCAUGAUUCCUCUUGUGUUACUCCACAAUCCUAUCAGUCGUCAGAUAGCAGCCUGCAAAGGAAAGCUAGUGAUGAGGAAUCUGUUGUUUGUGUUGGUACCUGCAAUGACAUUAUAUCCAGUGAUUCUGGAUAUCCUUCAUAUCCCUUUCCUGCCAUUGAAGGAGGCUCAGAUGUUUGUGCUGAACACAGUAAAAAAGAAUACUUUUCUAGCUGUCAAUUCUGUCAUUUAGAUCCUUGGAGGCAUUCAAGUUCUGCUUUUGGAUAUCGUCAUGCUCAGAGAAACCAAAAGAAACCUAUUUCUAGUGGUGAUAGAGGUAAAGCUGAUCCAUCAGUACACCCAAAUCCUGUACAAAAAAUACCAGCAAUUUCUAUAACACCUCAAGAGAGAAAUGGGAAACCAAAGCAGAUGCAGAUAACACAAUCUAGGUUUGAAGUUCAACACAAGAGGAAACAAUAUGAUGAUCUGAAAUCUGGUUCUGAUAGCUCAAUCUGUCAAACAUCUCCAGGGAACAGCCACAGUCAGAUUAUGACAAGCAUUGUUGGAUCUAAAGAAAUUUGUAAUGACCUUACAGUUAUGGAGAAGAACAUGCUUGUGGAUGCCCCGAGGAUCUCUAUUGUGAAUGAUGAUAAUUCUAUAGCAGAAACAAUAUAUUGUCAGCUUCAGGCCGCACUGUCAAUGUUGGAUAAUAGGUUAAAGUUUUGCAUCAGAGAUAGUAUAUUCCGUUUAGCAAAAAGUGCGACAGAAAGGCACAACAUUACUGACAGAAAUGGUACAAACAAAGAUAAUGUGGAAAGAAAUGCUGCAGCAAAUGGAGAAGCAGACAAUAAAUGCAGAUCUAGAAACUUAUCUGCCUCUGAAACCGGUACAAACCCCGUAGACCGGAUUGUCGCUCAGUUGCUCUUUCACAGGCCUUCCAAGUUAUCUUCCUGAUAUAUCAAAGAUGAAUUUGCUUAAUCAUCCAUUGUAGUUAACCCAGGUAAGUUGUCGCACCUGUAUCAAUAUUUAACACACACAGUUAACUCGAAGGGCAUGUAAGAGAAGGAGAAGCUGUCCCAAAAAAAGCUAAGACAAAACUCCACUGAGUAGACUACCAAAUGUCAUCCUACUGUACCGUGGAAACAUAUCGAUGGAACAUGCUCGAUGAAACGGUCAAUCUCCAAUGUCAAGUAAGAUGUAUAUUAGCUUUACUGGUUCCUAAGAUUUCCACCUUGAGAUCCUUUUUAUCCGCA